AUGGCGGCGGCGGCCCGCGACAUCAAGAACAUCAGCCUGGAACUGGGCGGUAAAUCGGCGUUCAUUGUGUUCGACGAUGCCGAUGUUGAAGCCGCCGUGGAAUGGAUUCUGUUCGGGAUUUUCUGGAACCAGGGCCAGGUGUGCAGCGCCACUUCACGCUUGCUGGUGCAGGAAACCAUCGCCCCGCACCUGAUCGAACGGCUGGUGGAAGAAACCCGCAAGAUCACCAUCGGUUCGGGCAUGGAGCCGGGCGUAUUGCUGGGGCCGCUGGUCAGCCAGGGGCAGCAUGAAAAGGUCCUGGGGUUUAUCGACCAGGGCCUGGCCAGCGGCGCCCGCCUGCUGACCGGAGGCCGGCGCCCGGCGCACCUGGAGCGUGGGUAUUUCAUCGAGCCUGCAAUCUUUGACGAGCCGGCGCUCAACAGCAUCCUCUGGCGCGAAGAAGUGUUUGGGCCGGUGCUGUGCGUCAAGCGGUUCAAGACUGAAGAGCAGGCCCUGCAGAUGGCCAAUGCCAGCCGCUUCGGUUUGGCAGCCGCGGUGAUGAGUGCCGACCUGGCUCGCACGGCGCGGGUUGCCAAUCAACUGCGGGCGGGGAUCGUGUGGGGUCAACUGCUCGCAACCGACCUUCGUCGAGGCGCCGUGGGGCGGGAUGAAGCACAGCGGGAUCGGGCGCUGAGCUGGGGGGAAUGGGGCUGCACCAAUUACCUGGAGGCCGGGCAGG
Mesorhabditis spiculigera is the source of this 718-nucleotide messenger RNA. NCBI's taxonomy places the organism in Eukaryota, Metazoa, Nematoda, Chromadorea, Rhabditida, Rhabditidae. The record is from the annotation of a GenBank genome assembly.